Triticum dicoccoides is the source of this 1210-nucleotide messenger RNA. Its product is annotated as aquaporin NIP4-1-like. Gene Ontology annotation, molecular function: channel activity. Gene Ontology annotation, biological process: transmembrane transport. The record is from RefSeq and is a predicted model, not a curated record. The coding region runs from base 130 to 1116 and encodes 328 amino acids. Gene Ontology annotation, cellular component: membrane. NCBI's taxonomy places the organism in Eukaryota, Viridiplantae, Streptophyta, Magnoliopsida, Poales, Poaceae. The transcript has 2 exons.
CACACACGGUGGGUGGUCGACACGGGACGACUAUAUUGGCGGAUCAAUGGCGUGAGGAGCCAUCGCAAAGGAACACUCGAGAGAAUGAACAGUACUACUUAGCUCGCUCUUGGUCCGCUGGAACACACAAUGGAUCUUGACAAGACGAACACGGUGGGCAGCGACGGUGCGGCGAACGGGCAGGACCUAGAGCAGGCUCGCCGCGGCCAGGAGCUUCCCCCGCCUGCCGGCCAUGCCACCAAGGGCCUCGCCGUCGGCCACCUCAUCCGGGAGCUGGUGCUAGAGGGCGUGGCGACGUUCCUGGUGGUGUUCUGGUCGUGCGUGGCGGCGCUGAUGCAGGAGAUGCACCACAGCCUGACCUUCCCCACGGUCUGCCUCGUCGUCGCCCUCACCGUCGCCUUCGUGCUCGGCUGGAUGGGCCCCGCGCACCUCAACCCCGCCGUCACCUUCACCUUCGCCGCCUUCCGCUACUUCCCAUGGCGCAAGCUGCCGCUCUACGUCGCCACGCAGAUCGCCGCCUCCGUGCUCGCCUGCCUCUCCGUCAACGCCAUCAUGAGCCCGCACGACGACAACUUCUACGGCACCGUGCCGAGGCCGCCAGGGGCCGGCGCCCGGCUGCCGUUCCUCCUCGAGCUCCUCGCCUCCGCCGUGCUCAUGAUCGUCAUCUCCACCGUCGCCAUGAGCAACGCCGUAACUCACGCAAAAAUCUAUUUUACAUACAUGCAACCGCGCGGGAGACGAAACUUUGGGCCGGAAACGAACGAUCGAUCGCUUCCAUUAUUGAUUCUUGGCUUGCAUGCAGAGCAAGGCGGUGGUAGGGAUCGCCAUCGGGGCGGCGGUCGGGACGCUGGGGCUGGUCAUCGGGCCCGUGUCGGGAGGCUCGAUGAACCCGGCGAGGAGCCUGGGCCCGGCGAUCGUCUUCGGCCGCUACACCUCCAUCUGGAUCUACGUCACUGCGCCCGUCGCCGGCAUGCUGCUCGGCGCGCUCUUCAACAAGGGCGUCCGGCAGUCCGACACGAUCGUGGGCUUCCUCUGCGGCGGCAGGGGCGCGUCCAGCAGGGUGGUCGUCGUCGGUCGCUCCGUCACAGGAACGCCUGGAACGAACUAGCCAGCUAGCCGUUUCGGAAGUGGCAUCGGUUGUUGUAAUCCACUUGUAAGAGCAUGGAUGAUGUAAAUCACCAAAAAGCACUAAAUGUAUGACUUUACUACA